Messenger RNA from Rhopilema esculentum, 1516 nucleotides. Its product is annotated as flap endonuclease 1. Gene Ontology annotation, molecular function: manganese ion binding; 5'-flap endonuclease activity; RNA-DNA hybrid ribonuclease activity. Gene Ontology annotation, cellular component: nucleus. NCBI's taxonomy places the organism in Eukaryota, Metazoa, Cnidaria, Scyphozoa, Rhizostomeae, Rhizostomatidae. The record is from RefSeq and is a predicted model, not a curated record.
UGAUUAGUGAUUUGCGCGCGAAAUAAAGAAAUUCUUCUUGUGGACUAGCUGGUGGUGAAAAGAUAGCGUUUCGUGAAGAAAGUUGAUUCCCCCAAAUGAUAUUUGAUUUCAACCAUGGGAAUUCAUCAGCUCUCAAAGUUAUUAGGCGACAAUGCUCCUUCUGCAAUGAAGGAAAAUGAAAUAAAGAAUUAUUUCGGAAGGAAAAUUGCUAUUGAUGCCUCUAUGAGCAUUUAUCAGUUUCUUAUUGCUGUUCGAGCAGAUGGUAGUCAGUUAACUAAUGAACAAGGUGAAACAACAAGUCAUCUAAUGGGAAUGUUUUAUAGAACAAUAAGAAUGGUGGAUAAUGGAAUCAAACCUUUAUAUGUUUUUGAUGGCAAGCCACCAGAGAUGAAAUCUGGAGAGCUUGCAAAACGGUCAGAAAGAAGAGCUGAAGCCCAGAAACAAUUGGAAGCUGCAAAUGAAACAGGAGAUGCAGAGACAGUUGAAAAGUUUUCAAGGAGACUGGUGAAAGUUACGCCAGCACAUAACGAGGAAUGCAAAAAAUUGCUGACCCUAAUGGGUAUUCCAUAUGUGGAUGCGCCCUGUGAGGCUGAGGCCCAAUGCGCUGAACUUGUAAAAGGUGGAAAGGUUUAUGCCACGGCCACAGAAGAUAUGGACUCUCUUACAUUCGGGUCGUCGAUCGUUCUUCGGCACUUGACAUUCAGUGAAGCCCGGAAAAUGCCCAUACAAGAGUAUCAUUUAGACCAGGUUUUGAGCGGUCUGGAGUUAUCACAAGAGGAGUUUAUCGACUUGUGCAUAUUGCUCGGCUGUGAUUACUGUAAUUCCAUUAAAGGUAUUGGCCCAAAGAAAGCGAUUACUUUGAUCAAGCAACAUAAACACAUCGAGGAAGUCAUUAAAAAUUUGGAUAAAUCUAAAUAUCCUAUACCAGAGGACUGGAAAUUCAAGGAAUCCAGAGAGCUAUUUAAGAAUCCGGAAGUCACUCCGGCUGCAGAAAUAGAGCUUAAAUGGUCUGAUCCUGAUGAAGAGGGUCUCAUCAAAUUCAUGUGCGAAGAGAAAGGGUUCAAUGAAGAUCGCAUUCGGAAUGGAUCUAAAAAGCUUGGAAAAGCGCGACAUUCUUCAACCCAAGGGCGCUUAGACAGUUUCUUUAAAGUCAUUCCUUCAUCGACUCCCCCAGUGAAGAGGAAGCAAAACGACAAAGCGAGCAAGGGACCAGCAUCAAAAAAGGCAAAAGGGGCUGGUGGGAAAUUCGGAAGGAGAUGAUUUCGUUAAGGAGUAUCAACCGUUAGCAAAUGGAACCAGAAUGCAAACGUAUACGAAGGUGGGACUUGCCGAAGUAACAUCUAACUACCAUCUUUAUUGACUAACAAGGCAGACUCUGCAACAUUGCAAUUACAAAAUGUCGGUAACACGUUUAUUUUAGCUUUUUAUGUUUGUUCUUUUCACAAAAUACUGUGAAGUAUCCGUGAGAAUUCUGUACCCCUGUAUUUUCAUUGGAUCCAAUCACGAUUUAACGUCA